Molecule: messenger RNA, 1677 nt
Organism: Exophiala viscosa
Lineage: Eukaryota; Fungi; Ascomycota; Eurotiomycetes; Chaetothyriales; Herpotrichiellaceae
Product: amino acid/polyamine transporter I
Exons: 7
Coding region: 1-1677 (558 amino acids)
Biological process (GO): transmembrane transport
Cellular component (GO): membrane
Molecular function (GO): transmembrane transporter activity
Source: RefSeq, a predicted model, not a curated record
AUGGCAGCAGAAGAUGCAACGGCUACCGCCGUCCCGGCGCGCGCUGGCAAGGGCAGUGCCCAGAUCGACAUCGACGACAUCGAACUUCAGGCGCAAGGCUACACUAGGGCCAUGCCUAGACGCUUUUCACUCUUGUCUCUGAUGGCCAUGUCUUAUGCUCUCUUGGCGACUUGGAACGGAUUUGGUAGUGCGUUCGGCACUGGUUUCACCGAGUUCUCAUCCGCUGGAUCUAUCUGGACUUUGGCACUCGCUGGAGCCAUGACGGCCGUCACUGGCAUUGGCAUGGCCGAGUUAUCUUCUGCCUACCCAGUCGCUGGAGCACAAUACUACUGGUCUUUCGUUGUCGCCAGUCCGGAGUGGGCUGCCUUUGCCUCAUAUAUCUCUGCGGGCAUAAGUACCCUCGGAUGGUAUCUCGGUCUCGCCAGUGUGACCAAUUUCAUCGCCGCCAUGGUGGUUGGGAUCGCUCAGCUCAACCACCCCGACUACGUGAUCGAAAGGUGGCACAUCUAUCUCGUCUUUGUGGUUGUCACAUGGAUGGCUAUUUGUUUGAACAUCUUCGGCACGAGUAUUCUGCCAAUGUGGAAUAAGUUCAUCUUGGGCUUCUCGCUUACUACUCUUGUCAUAACCAUGAUCACCAUACUUGCCUGCGCAGCCCCGAAUUAUCAGUCGGCAAGUUUCGUCUUUGGCGACACCACGAACUCAACCGGUUGGGACAGUAACGGCUUGGCCUUUCUUUUGUGCAUGGUUAACGCUCUUUACGGCUUCCUGGGUGUUGAUUGUGGAGCCCAUCUUUGCGAGGAAAUCCCGAACCCUACAGUCAAUGUUCCGAAAGUCAUCAUGUUCCCGGUCCUCAUCGGAUUUGUGACCUCAUUCCCCUUUUCGAUCUCGCUGUCUUUCGUGAUCACGGACUUCGAAAGGGUCAUCUCUACGCCCACCGGUCUACCACUCAUUGAGGUGUACUAUCAAGCGACUGGCAGCAAAGCUGCAACAUCAAUCCUCAUGGUGAUGUUUGCCAUCUGCUUUUUCGGAUGUGCUACCGCAAGUAUCACCAGCUCAAGUCGACAAAUGUGGUCAGCUUGCCGAGAUGACUGUUUUCCGCUUUCAAGAUACUGGAAACAAGUCCAUCCACGCUGGCAAAUGCCCAUGAACGCUGCAUUGCUUUGUGGAACCCUGGUGACGCUAUACGGCUUGAUCUUCUUGGGAUCAUCAGCUGCAUUCUCAUCAAUGGUUGGAGCUUGCAUUUGUUUCCAGACGACCUCUUAUGUGGUGCCGCAAGGUAUCCUUGCAUGGCGUGGACGCGACAAGAUCCUCCCUCCUCGAGCGUUGAAUCUCGGCAAGUUCGGCCUCCCACUCAACGUACUCGCUUGUGUCUGGGUUUUCUUCAUUGAUGUCCUGUAUUGUAUCCCCACAGGAUAUCCUGUGACGGUGGAGAACAUGAAUUGGAUCAGUGUGGUCAUUAUCGGCCUUGUCAGUUUCUUGUUGCUUGCAUGGCAGUUCAGCCAGCGCCAUGUCUUCAAGGGACCGACCAUCAACUUUGAGAUGCUUAAUGCCGCUCGACAGGAUGAACUGCUGGGCCAUCGGACUAUCGAUGGUUUGGCUGUCGGAGCUGGAGAUGAUGCUAUUGUUGAGGCACUUCGCAGGCAAUCUCAUGCCGGCUCGAUGAAGAAAGAGACUUAG